Messenger RNA from Dermacentor andersoni, 2377 nucleotides. RefSeq lists its product as uncharacterized. The record is from RefSeq and is a predicted model, not a curated record. Gene Ontology annotation, molecular function: protein binding. Lineage: Eukaryota; Metazoa; Arthropoda; Arachnida; Ixodida; Ixodidae.
AUUGUGACAUGGUAACUCUAUGCUUGUGACACCGUGCGAAGGAUCGACACGUGCAUCAAGCCGCCCGGCAAAACCGGGCCCUGCUAGCGCUGCCGUCGACGAGUGUGGAAGUUAUUCGAUUGCAGCAGAUCUGUCCCUACUGUGAGGGGAUGUCCGCGACCGAAGGAGGUGAGACAGUCGCGGGCCUUGCGUCGGAAGGCACAGCCGCUGGCGGUCACGAGAGCAUCAUGCCUUACUCCGAACAGAUCGUGGCUCGCCUAACAAAGCGAGGGCUGGACUUCGACCGCGCUUGUGAGUAUGACGAUAGCCACGCCGAUUGCUGGCUUUGCCACGACCUCGAUCGAUGGAGCAAAGUCUUGCACCCGGUGAGCUUCGAACUUGUCGAAACCGAGCCGGCCAAGCUGGCCAUCCGGUCGACGCGGACACGUCGGCGUCAGCUCGGCGACGACGAACUUUACGACGCCGCUUACGUCUUGUGCUGGCUGCCGAAGACGCAUCGGUGCGUUCAGCGCAUCGUGAUGGCAGACCCGAGGUCGUUAUUGUAUGGACCGGCCUCCACCCUCGCGUUGGCGCUAGGCAGGAGCGUCAACGUGCAGCAUCUGCAGCUCCGCGGUGCCAACAAAAAACCUUACUGCGAAGAAGAGCUUUCCGUAGGGCUGGCUGACCUUGGACAGCUCAAGAGCUUCGAAUUUUCCCGGUUCACCAUCAAUGCAUCAAUGUCGAGAUCCGUAGCAAAUUUGCUAACACGAAACGCGAGCCACCUUACUGCGGUUUCCAUCUCCUAUAAUAACAUGUCGCAGAAUUCCAUGGACUGCCUCUUGCGAGCGCUGCAGUGCUGUCGCUUCCUCGGCGAGCUGUCUGUCGUCGCGAACGAUAUUUCACGGGAAAGCGUGAACUCUAUCGCGAGCCUAAUGCGCGUCGCGAAGUCCUUGACCAAACUGAUGCUCGACCAGGGUCUGGACGACUACGUCAACCUAUUCACCUUAGCAGAGGCACUCAAGGCCAAUACGUCCCUACUGGAGCUUCACAUUGUUCGGUGCUACACGCGCUUCGUGCCCCUUUUUGAAGCGCUAAUCGCGAACAAGACCCUGAAGCACUUGGACCUGAACGGUUGCAACAUCUGCGACAGUAAUGCAGAGUCACUCGCGACAGCACUGCGUAGCAACGUAGGGCUGACAAAGUUGGAAUUAAAGGGCACUUAUCUCGAUGCCGACUCAAUGGUGACACUUGCUCAUAAGCUUAGGGAGAACUCCGCUCUCGAGUUCCUGGAUCUGAGGUAUAACACCGUGACUGUACGUGCUGUCAACACGUUUUGCAGUAUGCUGCGAAAUAACAAGACGCUAAAGAGUGUGCUGUUUUCUGAAGUUGAAGCUACAGAACUGGAAAGGUCAACUCUCUCCUUUGAAAUGGCGCAAGCCGAAGGCUACAACCGUAUCCAGAUGUCUUGGGCCGAGCCCGACCUUCCUCCACUGUCUGCAGCCGUGGCACUUGGUUCAAAGUUGCUCACAGAACUCGACCUAAGCGAUGCCUCCAAACUCACUGAAAUGAGCAUUUGUGCGCUGCUUCAAAAUCUCGCCACAAAUGAAUAUGUGCGAACUGUAACAGUCGAUUUAGGAGAUCGCAAACAAGUCGCUGUUGCGUUGUGCUGUGUGCUCGCCUUGAACCAAACUAUCCAGAAUCUUAAUAUUAGGACCCAUGGGCUGCUUGGCAUGGUCGCCGAGGCGCUCGCGACAAAUACCACUGUGAGUCAAGUAUGUUUGAAAAGCUAUAAAGUAUCCUUGAAGUCGCUCAAGUCAAUUGCUUUUAUGCUGACAAAGAACACCGCAAUCACUAACCUGAAGUUGAACACUGGGGACUCCAUGUGCACUAAACGCCUUGCCAUUCUUUCACGUGCCCUGGUGCAAAACCAAUCUAUUGUCGAUUUGACGCUGAGCGCCGUGACAAAUGCAAACCACGUGUCUUCCCGUAUGUUCACCUCCAUUCGACGGAACACCAGUCUUCUGAACAUGGCUGUGAGAUUUCUCGCACACCAGAGCCUAGAUAGGCAGGCUGCAGUGGCAUUCGAAGCCCUCAGUGAAAAGGCGUCACUUGUUCCACACUUAAUGAAAGUGACCAAACAGACUCGGGAUAAGGCAAAAAAGGCCGUAGUGUUGGCAAAGCGUUACAUUCAGUCAAACUACUUUCAACUAGCGGGCAUUGUGAGAGAAAGUGUUGUUUUCCACCUUGGCAAGGGACGAGACAUUCGCGCCUUGAAUUACGAGUGCCUCUCUGCCAUAGCACGAUAUCUCAAGCUGUCAGAUGUCGUCUCUGUAGAUUGCAGCAACCCUACUAGACAGCCGUAAUUUAUUUGGGUAAAUCUGGUGGAGCCUCAUGUUUA